Messenger RNA from Argentina anserina (silverweed cinquefoil), 1773 nucleotides. Its product is annotated as polyadenylate-binding protein-interacting protein 12. Gene Ontology annotation, molecular function: RNA binding. NCBI's taxonomy places the organism in Eukaryota, Viridiplantae, Streptophyta, Magnoliopsida, Rosales, Rosaceae. The coding region runs from base 353 to 1510 and encodes 385 amino acids. The record is from RefSeq and is a predicted model, not a curated record. The transcript has 11 exons.
UUAUUCCUUGGAAUAAUUUUUUUUAUAUAUAAGCGAGAAAUAAAGAGAAUAAAGAUCUGUUCUUUUUUUUGGUUACAAGAAUAAAGAUCUGUUCUCUGUGCUUUGUUUUACCAAAUUUCACCUUUAUCAAAAUUGCAGUCUUUGCAGACCCUUUUUUUUCUGCUUUGCCUUUCUCUCAAUCUGUUAUACUAAAAGAGAUCUUGAGGUGGGCUUUUGUUCAUUUCAAUGGAGUUUGUGCUCUGAAGUCUAAACCAGCCUCUCUAUCGCUUUCUCUAUAUCUGUUUCUGGUGAUUUUGAUCAUAAAGUUUCGAGCUUUACAGUGUUUCGGAUCAAAUAAAGGGCUAGAAGCACCAUGGCUGUUGCUGAGAAUGCACCCAGUUUUGAUAACUCAUCGGAGUCCAAUGCCCAGAACGAUCUUGAAAACCCAAAACCCAAAAUGGACUCGUCGGCUGUUGUGAGUGUUGAGCCCAAUUUACAGUCCAACGGUGGUGACGAUGAUCAGAGUUGUGAGCUGGACAAGAGCCAGGAGGAGGGUUUGUCAGACCCCAACAGCAACCACAAGGCUCAAAUGGGGCAGAUGCAAAAUGGGAGAGAGUCCAAUGGGGUGGCUGAUGAUGAUCAUCAGGUGGUGAAGUCUGGUGGGUAUGGGACUGAUCAGAGCUCUAAUGGGGAUGAGAAUUACAAGAGGGAUAUGAGGGAUUUGGAGGAGUUGUUGUCCAAGUUGAAUCCUAUGGCUCAGGAAUUCAUACCUCUAAGCCUUGCCAACAACAACAACAACCAGGGGUAUGCUCUUCCUGGUGGAUUUGGCUAUACUAACAAUCUGGUGCUGCACACCAAUGGAAUUGGAUUCAUGGGCAAAAGGCAGAAGAAGAAUGGCUAUAGUAAUCAAGCAAGGAGAAGGAACUAUUACAAACUGAGUUUGGCGCAGAGAGAGGAGAUGAUUAGGAGGACUGUGUAUGUUUCUGACAUUGACCAACAGGUUACUGAAGAGAACCUAGCUGCUCUGUUCAUUAAUUGCGGACAAGUUGUAGACUGUCGUGUAUGCGGUGAUCCUAAUUCUGUUCUUCGAUUUGCCUUUAUUGAGUUUACAGAUGAAGAAGGUGCAAUGGCUGCUUUGAGUCUGUCAGGAACCAUGCUUGGCUAUUAUCCUGUAAGAGUGCUGCCUUCCAAAACUGCAAUUGCACCUGUCAACCCAACAUUUUUGCCCAGGUCAGACGAUGAACGUGAGAUGUGCUCAAGAACUAUAUAUUGUACUAAUGUUGACAAGAAGGUUACUCAAGCAGAUGUCAAACUGUUUUUUGAAUCACUGUGUGGAGAGGUUCAACGCCUGAGGCUCCUUGGAGACUAUCAUCAUUCCACUCGCAUUUGUUUUGUUGAGUUUACAGUGGCUGAAAGUGCAAUUGCAGCUCUUAAUUGUAGUGGUGUAGUUCUGGGAUCACUGCCCAUAAGGGUCAGCCCGUCAAAGACACCUGUGCGCCCUCGUGCUCCUCCUCGCUCUCCAUCACAGUAGACCUGCCUAUCGUUGCUGGACUAAUUUCCCGCUGAUAGAUAUAUUUAUAUAUGCAGACAUAGAUACAGAUAUGUCCACGUAUUUGUAUUUAUCUAUGCUUCUGUUCGUCUGGUUGCUGUUGGGUACCUUUGUUACCUACAACUACUAUAGGUUACUUGUGGAUUAUUUUGGUUUUGUAGAGUUGGAUGGAAUUCUGAGGCGCUGAAUGAUUUUAUUUAUCUUGCACAUUAUGAGGAAAUCUGGAGGAAUGGUGCCCGAAAUCU